ACUGAAUAAUUUUCAAGAGCAUUACUAAGGUGUAGACAAUGAAUGCAAUAGUUGUAGGCGUUUUGGCUUUUCUAGUCGUAAGUCCAGCAAUCUGUGAUGAAGGACCAGCAAGCGACAAAAAUUCAAAUGAGAAGGAAAUGUUAGUUAAAAAUCCACAGCCAUACUACAAUUCAUUAAACAAUCAAGAUCAAGCAUAUGGUGAUUCAUGGUUCGAUCGAGAAGUUCGAGCACCAUCAUCUGGAUUUUAUGGAGUGCGUGGAAAGAAGGAUUAUGAUGAUGAUUGGUUUAUGAAUGAGAAUGAAAUUUAUUCACAACAAAUGCCAAAGCGAGCACCAUAUGGCUUUGUCGGCAUGAGAGGCAGAAAGCGAUAUGAUUAUAAUUAUCGUCCAAGUUUCGUUGAUAAUGACGAUUUCCAAGCUGAACUCUAUCAAGAAUUACAAAAGGAACGUGAAAUGCUUGCAGCUUUAAUGGAAGAUUAUAAUGAUGAGAGAGAUAAGCGGAAGCCAGUCGGUUUUAUUGGAUCACGAGGAAAAAAGUCCAUUGAUAAUGAUGACUAUUUUGAUAUGGACGAGAAAAGGUCACCGAUGGGAUUCACAGGCGUUCGAGGAAAGAAAUCUGAAUAUUCAAAUUUUAUUGGAAUGAGCGAGAAGAGAGUUCCCGUUGCAAGUUUCUUUGGUAUGAGGGGCAAAAAGCAACCAGUUGUGUCAAGUUUCUUCGGGGUUCAUAAGAAGCCAUUCUUUCCCUAUGGCAAAUUCGUGGGAGUUCGUGGCAAAAAGUCAUCAGAUAGCUCAAUAAGACAACUACGAUUUGCAACAGAUGAAUUUAGCAAUGGAUUACAACCAGCAUCACGAGUUGCAUCAGAUUCAAUACAAGACAAACGAAUAGGAUUUGUUGGAUCAAGAGGAUAAAGAUAGUCAACACAAAAGAAGGAAUAUAAAAUUAAGUGUUAUUGAAUGUCUACCAAUUAAAAGGCAGAACUUCUUUUUCCUGCGAAAAAUUCUCCAUUUACUCUAUGGGCUGGGAGGAAAUGGACAAUUUUGAAAGAUGACAAAAAGUUUAAUUUAUUUAUUUAUUUAUUUA
Messenger RNA from Chironomus riparius, 1080 nucleotides. Lineage: Eukaryota; Metazoa; Arthropoda; Insecta; Diptera; Chironomidae. The record is from the annotation of a GenBank genome assembly.